AUGCUCACGAGUGUUCAUGACUGGUUUAACGGGAUCUGUAGCAGGAAGUAUGCUCAGGUCAAGACAAGCAUAGCAAUAUUUGGGGGAAGGAGAGACGAAGACGGCAUGACAGGCCUAAUGCGGGCAGCUAUCCUUGGGGACGCGGAAAUGUGCCAGAUCCUCGCUAUUUCUGAGUCCUGUGCUACCACACGUACAGGCUUCACUGCUCUGAUGUAUGCAUGUCAGUCAAAUAACACUGCAUGCUGCAAAGUUCUUGCCCCUCUGGAGCGACUGGUCAUUCUCCCCGACUGUAGGACGGCUCUCAUGAUAGCUGCAGAAGCAGGUUCCUAUGAAUGUUGCAAGGAACUACUGGGGUUCUUAGGCCCUGAGCGAGACUCAAAUGGCAUGGGAGCCCUUGAAUACGCUAUCAUGGGGAACUACCUUGAGAUUGUGAAGCUCUUGGUGAAGCAUGGAAACUUGGGAAAAUGCGAUCUUAUUGAGUGCGCCAGAUUAGCUGCACGAGAAGGCUACAGGCAGAUAGCGUCUUGGUUGGAUAACUGGCUCCUUACCAACAAGCAGAUAGAGAACGCUAGUACUCUAGUGACAAGUCAUUACAGGACAUCAUGCUCUUCUCCUCAGCUUAGGGGUGUGUCUCCACAACGUGUUCUCAGGCAGAUAUUGUCUUUACCUGAGCAACCAAAUCCUGGAAUCCAUCAGACAGAGUUAACUAAGCCGGCAGACUUACAGAUACAGGAAGAACAAGGGAAUACACGUGAUGGACAGGCAUUGGAUGGUAACUUUGUGUCUCCAGAUGGACGGCCAGGUAAGCAGUUAGAUGAUGAAAACAGGCAUGAAUUCCCGAAAAUGAAUGCAGCAAAGGAUCCCAGCAAUCGUAAAAAUUAUGUUGUGCAUUACAGUGCGUGCCGAGAUGAGAACUUGACCAAGAGUGCUAUGGAGGACAAAGGGGAGAACGAAGUUCUCUUUCACAGCCUCACUCCAACCUUGAAAAGCCCCGGUAGCAGUUUAGGUAGUAAUAGUCGAACGAGUCAGACUGCGUCUCCGAUUAGUACAAUGCAGAAGCUUGACAACUUCAUUCCCUGUCACGCCAACAACAAGCCGGGUGCUGGCCUUACACACAUUGAAGAAAAGCUCUCUCAUAGUGACCUAGAUACUGCCAAACACAUUUCUGAUGCUGUUAAUGGUUUUACAACGACCCACGAAGCGUUGGAACAGCUACAACACUCUCUACAAUCUUCAGCAACGAAGGCUGAAGUGGACGCUUUAUCCCGACGUCAACAAGUGGAACUUGACUUCGACGCUACCCCGCUGAUGCAUGCCGCUGUUUCGGAUGACCUCUACCAGGUCCAAAUAAACAUGAAGUAUGCUCGUACUGUUACUAGCAAUAAUCAAACGAGUCUUAUGCUUGCCAUUCAGAGCGGGUCACUGAGGGCCGCAAAGGAGCUUGUGAUCAUUGAGGCCGGAUUUCAGGAUCUGGAUGGACGAACCGCUCUUAUGUAUGCCGUACAACUGGGGUCACUGGAUCUGGUGGAGAUGCUUGCAGCUGUUGAGUCGGGCCUUGUUGAUUCUCAUGGGUGUACUGCUCUCAUGUAUGCUGUGAAGGACAAUAAGGAGAACCUAGCUAGCAUACUUGUACGUACCGAGGGGUGUAUUCGCAACAAUUAUGGAGACACAGCUCUUCAUAUCGCUGUUGCAUCUAAGUCAUUUGCAUGUAUUCCAUGUUUGGCCGCUGUUGAAGCACGUAUUCGUGACUCGCACAAUAGGACGGCGCUGAUGAAUGCGUGCGCUCUCUCUUUACUCCGGGCCAGUCAGAUUCUGGUUCAGUAUGAGGCAGGGCAGGUUGAUGAUCACGGAAACACGUGUCUUCACAUGGCAGUUUUAUCGGAUAAUGUGUCUCUCAUUUCUAUUCUGGCGCCGAAGGAGGCUCAUAUUCGAAAUGGAGCUGGGAAAACGGCAUUGAUGCUAGCCAUAGAUAGGGGGAAUCGUGAGGUCAUAGAUGCUCUAUCCCACUUCGAGGCCUCUGCAGCAGAUCACAAUAAUGUAACACCGUUGAUGUUAGUUUCCGAAACUGGGAUGAUUGAGUGUUUGCCAUCACUGACUCGGCAUAGCAAGAAUAUUGAUCAAUGCAACAUACAUGGACAGUCUGCUCUUGUGCUUGCACUCUUAUCUCAACACUACGAAGUUGCGGCAGAGCUGUCCCAAACCGAUGGACAGGCAAUUGCAGUGCGUGCACAGUAUAACCCAAGGGAUAUAGACAAGCAGAUUCGCUUCGGGCAUGCAGCCAUUGAUGACAACGAUAUAGUGAGCAUUUGGGAGUUUGUGCGGCGUCUUGAUCCAGACCGGACUGAUAUAAGGUAUGAGUUAUUGGAGCAUGCUUUAAAGGCAAAUAGGCUGGGCAUUGCAACUCUCAUAUCUGACUCUAUCUGGGAGAAAGCCUCCUUAAAAAAGUACAAUGCAGAGCUGCAUCUAGGUCUUAUCGAUCAGCACAAUCUCAUCAAGGGCGCUGAACUAUUUGUGCAGCGAAACCUACAAACACUGAUGCGAAACGCGUCUCUUCGAAAGAAGCUUGAAAAGACCAAGGUAGAGGACCGCGAUGUUAAAUAUGAUGCCAAUGGAUAUACUCCUCUUCACAUAGCAGUAAUGAACAAUGAUUUGAUUGGCGUGUGGCAAACACAGGACAUCUACGCAACUGCCACAGAUAACCACGGAAAUACGGCACUGAUGCUUGCAGCUAUCUAUGGAUACGAGGAAUGUGUUAAAAUUCUCAUUCCAAGGGAGGCUGGGCUGAAGCGGAACACUGACGGUGUCACAGCAAUGCAUCUAGCGCUUCUUCAUCGCCAUAUAAACGUAGCCGAAGUUCUUGCUCCGGUAGAAGCUCCUGACGUUUCCUCCUAUCGGCGUACCAACAACCAGCAGACAGAGCUGAUGAUAGCUGCCAUCAGCAACGACUUGCCUCUAUGUUACUGUCUGCGGAGGCUUCAGCAGGGUUUAGUGGACCAAGAAAAGAAUACAGCCCUUAUGCUUGCAGCAACAAGCGGACACGAUGCUAUGGUCGCCCUUCUUGCCGAGUACGAGCAUGGGCGUCAAGAUCUCAAGUCGUGGUCCGCUACUAUGCACGCAGCGUUUCAGGGUCAUACAGAGUGUGUUAGAAUCUUAUCUAGUUAUGAAGCAGGCAUGUCGGAUGUCAGCGGAGUCACGGCCCUCAUGCUAGCGGCUUUUAAGGGGCAUACGGAUAUAGUCGAGCUGCUACUCUCAGCCGAGGCAGGACUUCAAACACAAACAGGAUUCACCGCACUUAUGUCGGCAGCUCGUCACGGACACGACCACAUCGUUGAAUUACUUAUAGAAUAUGAGGCCGGCAUGACCACCAACCAAGGGGUCACAGCGCUUAUGGAAGCAGCUACUCUGGGCCGCACAGAGAUCGUGAAGUUGCUUGUCACCAGCGAGUCUGGGUUCAGAACAAACGCAAGCCAUCCAAACGGCGCAGGAUUCACCGCAUUGAUGGCUGCAGCACAAGGCGAUCAUCUUGAUUGCUACGAAAUCCUGUACCCAUACGAAAAGGAUGUGGUCCAGCUUGAUGGCACAACAGUUAGCGCGUAUGCAACAGGUCCGCAAUUAAAGAGGUACUUGUCCUGA
Molecule: messenger RNA, 3633 nt
Organism: Giardia duodenalis
Lineage: Eukaryota; Fornicata; Diplomonadida; Hexamitidae
Product: Ankyrin repeat protein 1
Exons: 1
Coding region: 1-3633 (1210 amino acids)
Molecular function (GO): protein binding
Source: RefSeq, a predicted model, not a curated record